AUGUGGGUUAAUCGAAUGCGACAGCCUGCGGUAAAUGCGUCCGCCAUUUCGCGUCAACUCAGAGGGGCGGGUCUCAGGUCAACGGUCCCGCUCGGGCGACGACACUUUGCAAGCAAUCAGCGAGAAACCGCAGAUGGUCAUCCCCAGUCCUCAAAUUGGUUUAGGAACUCCCUCGCAUUCGCUGCGGCAGGAACGGCAGCCUUCAUUAUCUAUUCAUAUGCUACUAGUACAGGCGAGAGCGAAUUCUUGAAAAACCUCCCAGACUCAUCCAGGUCGAUUGAGGAUCUUUCCGCCCAAUACGUACAAAGGAAACGCAGCCUGAAGAGUCCUGGACUAUAUAUAUGGGGUACGAAUGAGUACAAGGUGGUGGAUCCAGAUGCCAAAGAGUCUGUCGUCAAGCAUCCUCGGAGGCUGUCUUACUUCGACAACCACGUGUUGAGAGACCUGAAGCUUGGGGAAACGUCUGGGGCUGCUAUCACCGAGACCGGUGAUCUAGUACAAUGGGGCAAAGGAUAUUCUGAGACUGAUUUCAAACCCACAAAAACGCUAGCUGGGAAAAAUCUAAUUUCUUUGUCUAUGUCCCAUGAUCGUAUUGUCGCCCUAUCUUCUGAUGGCAAGGUCUACUCGCUGCCGAUCUCAAGCCACGACCAGUCAUCCGGCCGAAAAUCUGACGAGAAAUCAUGGGUACCAUUCUGGGCUGGCAAGGCUAGCCUGAGCUAUCGUAUAAUUCAACCAAGCUUGAAGCUGGGAGAGAAAGUGACCACCAUCAGCGGUGGUCAGGAACAUGUCCUCCUCCUGACGAGUUCCGGACGAGUAUUUUCUGCUGCUGCAUCAACUGAGAAUUUCCCAACCUUCGGGCAACUAGGAGUCGCGGGAUUGACCUGGGCAACUAGGCCACAAGGGCCAGUGGAUGCUCCUCAUGAGGUUAAGACUCCAAACCGAGUGAAAGUCACACAAAUUGCGACUGGUGACUACCACUCAUUGCUGCUUACCAAGGAAGGUGACGUUUUGGCGUUUGGCGACAAUUCUUUGGGGCAACUAGGAAUGGGGUUUGACGCAGCAAAGCCUUUCCGUGACACGCCUACGCAGGUGCCUAUCAGAGGCCUUUACCGCGAUGGUGGCCACCUUCCCCAAGCGACUGGCGUUGCGGCUGGCGGUUCGAACAGUUUCUUCCUAGUGGAUGUCCGACAGACCGGUCCAACUCAGGACCUGAAUGGUGCAGGAAAAGUUACAUGUGACAUUUGGACCUGCGGCCGAGGAAUCUGGGGUGCGCUUGGGAAUGGCAAGUGGACUCACUUGCAGGAUCGUCCCAUCAAAUUGAAGGCACUUAGUGGAUUAGUUGAGUAUGACGAGGCGACAAAGGGAUUAUUGCCCAUCCGUUUGAACGAUAUCUCUAUUGGCACGACCCAUGUCUCCGCCAUCCUAGGUAACCUGACACAUUUGAAUCGCGCCUCUACGCCCACCCUGGAGGGCCCCGACGAUGCGGGUCUAGAUGUGGUCUGGUGGGGUGGAAACGAGCACUUUCAGCUUGGAACCGGCAAGAGAAGCAACUUAUCCAAACCAGCCCAUAUCAACGCACCACCAGAGACUACGCCAGAUGGUGAUAAGGAAGUCGCCAGGCUCCAAAUCUUACCUCGCCAUCGUGGAACGGUGGCCGGUCGCAAUGUCAACAUGCGACAGCGGGUUGAGUGCGGACGACAUAUCUCUGCGAUCUAUUCUGGGUUUUGA
Molecule: messenger RNA, 1728 nt
Organism: Aspergillus puulaauensis
Lineage: Eukaryota; Fungi; Ascomycota; Eurotiomycetes; Eurotiales; Aspergillaceae
Product: RCC1 domain-containing protein
Exons: 1
Coding region: 1-1728 (575 amino acids)
Biological process (GO): mitochondrial respiratory chain complex III assembly
Cellular component (GO): mitochondrial inner membrane
Source: RefSeq, a predicted model, not a curated record